CGUCAAAAACUAACCCACCUAUAAAGAACGUAGCAAAAAAUCGUCACAGCGCUGGAAUAAGACGAAAUCAAAACCAUUAAAAUUCCUAUCAACGGUUGUGAUGGAAAUAUGAGUUUAAAGACAGAAAUGGAUGGGUAUAUAAUGGGCAGUUAACAAGGGAGAGAACAUUUUUCUCAUCUUUUCUGUAUCAUUUGUCAUAGACAAGCUCAUGCUUCCAUUCUCUCUCCUAAUUUUUUUUUCUCGAUCAUUAACGCUUUCUUCUUCUCCAAUUUUCUACAAGAUUUGAUUCUAUUUGUUUAUUGGUGUUGUAAAUUGUAUUCAUUCUGUGCGAAAAGCAGGAAACAGCGUCAAAUUGACAAAAUUACUGCUAAUUUUUCUAUGUACUUGGCGAUUGAUGAACCUUUCAUUGAAUUUGUUUGAUUUGAUUGAAGAUUGGAUGAUUAAACAAUUGGUGAUAUUUAAAGCUAUUUCUGUCACGCAAUUGAUUGAUAUCUUCACUUCCGUGGUUGAAUUUGAAGGGAAGAAGAGGUAAAUUAUGGAAGAAACUGAGAAAAGACUUUGAUCCUCGUUCCAUAUUGUGGCUUGUUCUUCAUGAAAAGCAUUGACUUUGUGUUGAACAAAUCUGCUCUUUAGCAAUUUGGAAGCUCAAUAAAAUGAGAAAGAAACUGCAAUUACUGGUGUAAUCGAUGGAAAAGGAAGUGGUAAAGCUAAAGCAUCAUCAUUAAAAUCCCCAUAACAAUAAUACCAAUAAUAGUAGUAGUACCAAAACAAGCCUUGGAGAGAGGAACAUAAUUGGGGAAGGUUCUGAUUUCGUUUUGCGCUGGGGUAGUAUGAAACGUCCCCGGUGUAUGAAGAUCCAAGUUAAAAAUAACUCUACCCCGGUGGUUAGAUCCCAUAAUAAUACUACAGUUAGGAAUGUCAAUCGUACUACCAAUGGGUUUAAUCUCCGGCAACGAUCGGCCUCGCCAGCUCAACCGCCUUCACGGAUUCUUAGAAAUUCCGAAGGUGGAUCAGGAAUGAAAACGCAUCAUAAUAAUUAUCAGACUAAUGGAGUUCGAGGGAUGAAAGGGUUGGCAUCACCGGAGAGAGAGAAGAAAAGUUGUGGGGCCCAACAAUAUCAUCAUAAUGAUAAUCACGAGAAUAAUAUGAUCAUUAACGGUGGGGGUAAAACGACGUCGUCUGAAACAAAAGGUGGUGAGUCAUCAUCAGGCGGUGGAACUGACGUCGUUUGGCCUCCUAAAUUCAUGAUCUCUCUUACUAAUAAAGAAAAAGAGGAGGAUUUUAUGGCUAUUAAAGGGUCUAAACUUCCUCAAAGACCCAAAAAACGUGCCAAGUUCAUUCAACGAACCAUCAAUUUGGUGAGUCCUGGAGGAUGGUUGUGUGAUCUAACUUUGGAGCGAUAUGAAGUUAGAGAGAAAAAGAUAACUAAGAAGAGACCAAGAGGAUUAAAGGCCAUGGGAAAUUAUGUAGAGUCUGACUCAGAUUAGUAGUAGUGGAUAGAGAGUUCUUCUCAAGUUACUAACAUACAAGUAUGAUGCAAAAAUGAAUGGAAAGUUGUGUAUAUAUAUAUAUAUAUUAGCCUUUUUCAUCCUAUCAAAGCAAUGAUGAAGAAAAUAGGUUUUUUUUGUUUCCUAAUCAUGCUCCUUGUGUCCUUGUUUAACUAAUUUCAAAUUAUGAUCUUCGUGGCUUAAAGAUGUUAUUAAUAAACUUGACUUAUAACAAGUAACUAUAAGUCAUAUAAUAAAUUUAUGAAUCGUUUAAUCAAACUUGAUCGACUAAUUUAACAAGUAUUAUUCAAUGACCUUCAAUAACAGAAAAUUUGAAACAAAUAAGUAAUUUUAACAAAAAAAUAAAAAAAAAACUUCGGAUAAACAUAAUUUUAAAAAUAAGCGUCUUUAUGUUCGAGCCUAAGGUCAGGUAUGUUCGCAGUUACUAACAGUGAACAAAAAAAUUGGUUCAAAAAAGUCAAAGUUGUUUGUUCACAAUUAUUAACUGCGAACAAAGGGGAAACAAUGUCAUAACGUUAAAUGGGACAUAAAAAGGGAAGCAAUGUUUGUUCGCAGUUAGCAACUGCGAACAAAUCUUUUUUGUCCCAUCUAACGUUAUGACGUUGUCUCUCUUCUAUUCGUUUUUAAUAACUGUGAACAAACAAUUUUGACCAAAUUUUUUGUUCGCUGUUAGUAAUUACGAACAUACCUGACCUCAGGUUCGAACAUGAAUACGCUUAUUUUUGGAUUAAGUUUACCCGAACCUAACUUUUUAUUUCUUUUGUUAAAAAUACUUAUUUGUUUCAAAUUUUCCUCAAUAACUCAGCAA
Messenger RNA from Amaranthus tricolor (Joseph's coat), 2316 nucleotides. RefSeq lists its product as uncharacterized. NCBI's taxonomy places the organism in Eukaryota, Viridiplantae, Streptophyta, Magnoliopsida, Caryophyllales, Amaranthaceae. The transcript has 7 exons. Bases 831 to 1487 code for a protein of 218 amino acids. The record is from RefSeq and is a predicted model, not a curated record.